Molecule: messenger RNA, 1218 nt
Organism: Trypanosoma theileri
Lineage: Eukaryota; Euglenozoa; Kinetoplastea; Trypanosomatida; Trypanosomatidae
Product: putative OSM3-like kinesin
Exons: 1
Coding region: 1-1218 (405 amino acids)
Source: RefSeq, a predicted model, not a curated record
AUGUCCACUGAUCCCGCAAACCGAUUGGAGGAGCUGCAGGCGCAGUUGCGUACCCGCAAGGAGGCACUGCGCACCCGUGUUGACGCGCUUCUCAAAGAAGCGGGCGACUCGGAGCUCCCACCACUCGAGGCUCUGCGAGAGGAGCGGAUGCGAUUAAUCCGUGAGGUUCAGCACCACAAGGAUGAUGGAGAUGCGAUGGCUCUGCAGAUUGAAUCCAACGAGGAUGCGGCUGCGGUGUACCGCGUGGCUGCGCGUGUGCAACGGUUUGAGUACUUCGCCGACUCUGUGGAGACAUAUGUGGAGAAGGAGCUCCCAGAAGAGAUUGCGCAGGUGGCGGCACAUGAUAAGAACCACUCAGAGGAUGAGGUCGCUGCGUACAUUACGGAACUGCAGGAGAAGCGCGAGGCGGAGUUGAAGAAGAUCAACAACCUGCAGGAGCGUACAGCCAAGCGGGCACAAGAUCUUCGCAAUGGACCGAAGCUUGAACAGGGUGAGGUGAACGCACACAGCCGUUCGAUGAAGGCCAAAGAGGAGGAGUUGGAUAAGGAGACGAAGGACACAAUUGAGUACACCUCUGAGGUGCGAAAUGAGAAGCAGGAACUGUUGGCGAAGGUCAAGACACUCCGUCAGGAGAAAUCCAAGCUGCAGGCGGAAUUGUUGGAUGAGAAACACAAGGGUGAAAAGGCCAUUAAUGACCUCAAGAGCCGUAUUCGUCAUGCAGAGAUGACCAACACACGCGAUACCCGUCGUUGUCAAGAACUGAACAGCAGCAACGCCGCCCUGACAACAAACGCACAGAUUCUCAUGGGUCAAUUGAAUGUUGAGCACUACGGUGUGGAUGGUGCCCCAUCCGAGAAGAAGUUACUCCAGGAACGUAAAUCCGAAGAGCGACGGGCCGCCAAACAACUCGCCCAACAGCCCGAGGAGGAGAACCACCACCACCAGGAAACCGAGGAUGGCCACAGCAGCCACAACAACCACACGCCUUAUCAUCGCAACGAGACCGGCAACUCCGUCGCCGCGGGCUCCGGCAUUUCGUCCCGCCGCCAAUCCGCCGCCGCCAAGCCGCCGCUCGUCGCGCUGAAGCACACGGAGUCUCAACUCAACCGCGAGGCCGCACUGCGGGCGGAAGUCGGCCAUCGCCGCGAAGAAGAAGUCUCCGCCGCUCGUGCCCGCCGCCGCAGCUCCACUCAACUGUCGCAGGCGUCGGAACACUAA